AUGGCCGAAUUCUAUGUGCGUGCGGGGCGCGCGCUGCAGGACAUCCUCGCGAAGCGCGGUUCCAUCAAGGCGAUCACCGCGCAGGCGGAUGAUCGGAAGGAAGAUGCGCGUGCGGCAGGAAAUGCAAAGCGCAUCCUCGCGCUGGUCGUCAACACACUGUCGUUCCGCGCGACUCUGCAGCCGAUCCUCACCAAGGUCGAUGUCGUAGGCCGCGAAAAGUGGUUUGGCAGCGCAAGUCCUUUGAAUCGAACCAAGGGAGCACUAUCUCCUCCGGCGCCGACGCUCGCCUCGUGCAUAUUGCUGGUCCUGACCCACGACCUGUUGUUUGCGUCGCGUGGCAUCCAGGCGGCCAAGGCGUGGCCGCCGCGCGUUGCGCUCGAAAAGUACAAGUCGCAGCUGCACGCGGAACUCGUGCGUGUGCAACUACGUAUGGGAAAGAGCCGUCCAGAAGAACUGCGGAGCGGCGCAGAGGAGCGGCGCAUCGCCGGCCGCAUCCCGCGCUGGUGCCGCGUCAAUACGCUCAAGACCUCGGCUGAGGACGCUGUUGCACACCUCGAAGAGCAGGGGUGGAGCUUGCUCGAGGGAGACACGAUUUACAAAGAUACCCAGUUCCUCCGCUCGAAGCACGUCGAGAAUGUGCUCGCAUUUCAUCCCCACGCGACAUCGCGCCUGAUGAAGACGGAGCUCUUCCGGAACGGCGCUUUGAUCCUGCAAGAUCUGGCGAGUUGCUUCCCUGCCGCCGUGCUGGAUCCCCUGCAUGAUGGGCCCAAGGAUACGACGGCGAUGGACGCGACAUCCGCGCCGGGCAACAAGACGAGCCACCUGAGCGCGCUCAUGCAAGGCCGCGGCAAGCUCACCGCGCUGGAGCGCGCGCCGAAUCGGUACGCGACGCUUGUCCGCCUGCUUGGCCGCGCAGGAUGUCUUGCGCGCGAGCACGGCAAUGUCCAUCCAAAAAAAACCGACUUUCUGUCGCUCGACCCGGCAGAGCACGACGCGGUGCAGUACAUGCUUCUGGACCCCUCGUGCUCGGGCAGCGGUAUCGUCAACCGUCUCGAUUAUCUGUCCGGCAACGACGACGAGCAGGACAAUCUCGAGGACGUCGACCCUGCCGAAAAAGGCCAGGCGCUUGCCGCGCGUCUCGCAAACUUGGCGGGCCUCCAAACCAAUAUGAUCCGGCACGCCAUGACCUUUCCGGGCCUGACGCGUUUUACCUAUUCUACGUGCUCGAUCCACGAAGAAGAGAACGAGGCCGUGGUGCAAAAGGUCUUGGAGUCUGACGAGGCCAAGGCCGGGCGGUGGCGCCUCGUGCCCCGGGACCGCGUCCUCCCUUCGUGGCCGGAGCGAGGGCGCCCAGACGCCUGCGGUGGUGACGAGGCGAUGGCCGCGGCCAUGGUGCGGUGCACACCGGGCGGCCUGAUCGACCUGCCCGAAGGCACUGUGCAUGCGAAUGCGACCAAUGGCUUCUUUGUGUGCUGCUUUGAGCGCGAGCCGAAGCGCACCGCGUCCGAGGACGGCACACAGAAGAAGAAGAAGAAAAAGAGGAAGUAG
Malassezia japonica is the source of this 1548-nucleotide messenger RNA. Its product is annotated as 25S rRNA (cytosine(2278)-C(5))-methyltransferase. The record is from RefSeq and is a predicted model, not a curated record. Bases 1 to 1548 code for a protein of 515 amino acids. The transcript has 2 exons. Gene Ontology annotation, cellular component: nucleolus. Gene Ontology annotation, biological process: rRNA base methylation. Gene Ontology annotation, molecular function: RNA methyltransferase activity. Lineage: Eukaryota; Fungi; Basidiomycota; Malasseziomycetes; Malasseziales; Malasseziaceae.